CUUCUCUCUCUCGCUUUGCCCCCCCCCACAACUGAGUCCAAGCAUUCCGAAUGGGGGCCGGUCACAGCAUUGUGUCGUCUUGCAGACAGACAGACGGACAGACAGAAAGUCAGAAAGUCGGCCCUGAGCGAGAGAUUUGAAGGAUGACAGUGGUGUCAACAUCAUCUCCAUACGGGCUUUCACUCUUCCUUUGCUCUCAUAUGACAGCACAAAAGCAUUGUGUUCUUCCACUUCUGGAUCUACAUGGUUUUCACAUGUUUUUUUACAUGGUUUGAUUCCUUUUUUUUUGGGGUACCUUUUCCAAAAGAAAGAGUUUGAGUGGCGCCUCAGGCAAUUUUGUCUCCAAAGACAGAACGUAAACCUUGAUGACGAGAUCCUACACGAGCCUCGAUGCUUUUUUGGACACAAUUUUGGAUUCUGAAGCCACAUGGAGGCCAUGGUGUGCAUAAGCUUUGAUAUGCAUCCAAUCUUCACCGGCCGGGGGAAUAUUUUGAACGCUUAAAAGGAUUUUGACUCACAUCCUCCCAACACGCGCACACACGGACACACACAGACUAACUCAUUUGAGGCAUCUGAGAAUUCUCAAUGCAGGAUGUGUUUUAAGGACAAAUAUAGACAUUCACUUUGGGUCCUAUUGCGCCCAAAACUCUAUUAAAGGUCACUUGGUCAUUGUAAAACUCGCCUCAGAUGAACAAUUCCAGUUAUGUGCAAUUCAAGGCGGCGGUAUAAAUCCACCUUUUGAAAGAACACAACUUUUGUGGAGAGCAGCAAUUGCGAACCACUGUGAGAUCAUUUGUUCACUACAAAUAAUGUACUUUUCUUCCUCUAGCUAUGCUAGCGACAUAUGGUGACAAGCCAAACGAUUGAAUGCUCCGCCGCCAGAUGGUACAAUGAACCUGCCCGUAUUCACCUGUUGCCUUUCACAUGUCAACAAAAUAGGGUUCAAAUAAAGAGGACCUCAUUUCACAAUGAGGAAAGUUGUGAGUAAAUUGAGAGACAAUCUUUUUUUUUUCAGUAUAUAUACUUUUUGUGAAAUUUUGGAUUUGGUGGUGUUCUGUGAGAUUUGUCUAUUUUAAAAUAUGUACCAUGUCCCAGUAGUAGUGGGGAGGCACUGGUGUAUGACUAUGCGACACUUUGAGUCUUAUGGUAAAAAUGCUACUUGUUAUGUGAAAUGAGGUAGUGUAAAAAGUUUGUUAUUUUUAAUCAAUAAUAGCAACCUACAGGAAAGCGUAAAUGCAUUGUGUUAGUCGUCAUCAUAUAUAGGGGGAGCAAGGACAACACACACGCACACACACACACAAAAUAGGUGCACCAUGAUGGAGAGGACGAACUCUGAGCCACACGCCUCCCCGCACUCCCUCCACAGCUCCUCGCCGCCAUCAUGCGCUUCCGAGGACAAAGAUGUCCCCGAGGACGCCGAAACGACCGUAUCGACCGAUCCGUGCAUCGAGCCCGUCGUCAUGGAGACGGAGGAACAUCAAAGCGGACCGGCAAUCAGUGGCUCCCCCACUAAGUCGCCAACACUUGCCUCCCCACCGCCACUCCUGCCGGUCAAGACUAACCUGGGCCCACUCCCGCCCCCAACAACAUCAUCAUCACUUCCUUCGCACAUUCCCGUCAUCAGCCUGGCCCACAGCAAGCCCCCUCUCGCCAUCCCCAACCCACCGCUGACCGCCCUGCACCCGAUUCCCAAAAGGCCUCCUCACCUGGAGCUGCGUCACACUCAGCUGGCCUGCCUGCCCGUCAGUGGAUCCGGUGGUCCAUCGGUGUUGGCUCAGACGUACCUGCAACCUGCUCAUCCAUUCUUCUCCAGCUCUUUCUUGGCUGCCUCCGGGGGAAGCUACGGCGUCAUCGCCAGCGGCCGAGUGAGGAGAAAACCUUCCGCACACUUUGAGAUGGAGAUUAAUGAUGCUGGUCCUCCUCAGAAAAUUGCCCGCCGCGUCUUCACCAACACCCGCGAGCGUUGGCGGCAGCAGAACGUGAACGGCGCCUUCUCGGAGCUGAGGAAGCUCAUCCCCACGCAUCCACCGGACAAAAAGCUUAGCAAGAACGAGAUCCUGCGACUGGCCGUCAAGUACAUCAACUUCCUGGUCACCUUGCUGGACGACCAGGCCCAGCACGGACUCAGGCACUCGGACUCGGAUGGGGAGGAGGCACGCAAGAUGGACUCGUCUGGCCUGGACAACAAACUGGAGCCUCUCUUUCCGUGUGACACCCCUCCUCCAUCCCAAGGUGCCUCGCCACCUUCAACUUGCCCCGCGGUGACAAGGACCCACCACAGCAAUCGAGACCCCACCGAUUCGGCCAUCCCGCUUGUGACCUCGCCGACAAGCUCGAGUUGCGACAGUGACGUAAACAGCGAGGAGAGCUUCGGGGCAAAGGCCUCUGUGGUGACGACGCGUGGCGCUCUGGCCAAGGUCAAGGGUCAGAUAAGAAUGGUGACAGCUGCAAAUGAUGAGCGGUGACCACAAAAGGAAGCCAGGGGGUGGAAAUGCCACAGGAUGGGUUAGGACUGAGCCGACACAAAAGAGAUGCUCGUUCUGUCGCUCUCACAUUAGAAGAGUUUGAUGUCAUGUUGUUGGUUGUGUGUCUUUUUUUUUUUUUUUUAAGUAAAGUGCAAACUUU
This is a messenger RNA of Hippocampus zosterae (dwarf seahorse), 2625 nucleotides long. It is a transcript of the gene lyl1, whose product is annotated as LYL1 basic helix-loop-helix family member. The coding region runs from base 1314 to 2465 and encodes 383 amino acids. The record is from RefSeq and is a predicted model, not a curated record. Gene Ontology annotation, biological process: regulation of transcription by RNA polymerase II. Lineage: Eukaryota; Metazoa; Chordata; Actinopteri; Syngnathiformes; Syngnathidae. The transcript has 4 exons. Gene Ontology annotation, molecular function: protein dimerization activity; DNA-binding transcription factor activity, RNA polymerase II-specific; RNA polymerase II cis-regulatory region sequence-specific DNA binding.